Molecule: messenger RNA, 1563 nt
Organism: Herpailurus yagouaroundi (jaguarundi)
Lineage: Eukaryota; Metazoa; Chordata; Mammalia; Carnivora; Felidae
Product: fibrous sheath-interacting protein 1-like
Exons: 10
Coding region: 1-1563 (520 amino acids)
Source: RefSeq, a predicted model, not a curated record
AUGGUAGACAGCCACAUAAGCAUCCAGACAUCCUCCUUCCGAGUUCAAAGUGAAUACGAACGAUCCACUCCCCAGCCACACUGUCCUCGGAUAGGCGGAGGAAACAGCAAGACUGCCCCAGCUCCCGGGACUCCCCUCAGCUUUCCUCGCCGCCCUUGGCCCCCCCCAACAUCUCAUUCCCGCAUGGUACAGCCCUUUUCUCUUAUCGCGAUACCGGAAGCUUCGUGCUUCUGGUUGCCAGGGGAACAGCGUCUCUGGAGGCAGGAGGGCUUUGGACGCACAGCUCCUUCCCCUUCCAGAAAAGCUGUGGUGACGGGAAAGAACCCUCCCCUUUGGGGGACAGGGGGUGACGCUGUCAGCCGGUGCGCUUCUGCGCCCGUCAAUGCUUUGCUGUCUGGUGACUGGCUCCCAGAGUUUCCGCCGCGAAGGAUAUCAAUGGAUAUUAUAAAGGGAAACUUAGAUGGGAUUUCAAAACCAGCCUCAAGUUCAAGAACGCGUCCUGGGAGUAGAGGUUCAAAUGCUUCUUUGGAGGUGCUCUCACCAGAACCAGCAUCCUUCAUGGUUGAUACUGCAAUCAAGUUGAACUCUGGUAUAAAGGGCCACUCUGAGAGGAGUAAUGCAGAGGAAAAUGGAAACAAUAAUGAUGAUAAAGGGGAAAAUGAUUCUGAGAAACCAAAAUUGGCCGAAGAAGGGUCAGAUGAAGAUCUGAACUUGGUUCAACAUCAGAUAAUCCCUGGAUGUGCAGAUGAACCUGAAUUAAAAGAAUUAGAUUCUCAACUUCAAGAUGCUAUUCAGAAGAUGAAGAGGCUUGAUAAAAUAUUGGUGAAGAAACAAUACAGAGAAAAAGAAAUUAAGAAGCAAGGUCUAGACCUGAGAAUAAAGCUGUGGGAAGAACUUAAGUCUGCAAAAACUAGUGAAGCUUUGCAAAGUAAUGAGGAGACGGAAAAUACAAAAAAGUUUCUAGCUUUGACUGCUGCAUCAGAAGAAACUGUCGAUCCUUCUUGCUAUGAGCAUGAAGACACCUUUUUCUCAGUGUUUCACACUCAAGUCCCUCCAGAAGAAUAUGAAAACCGUAAACAGAAUGUCAAUCAAGAUUUUACCUAUGAUGUGGAAGGAAAUGAGUCAUUGAUCAGAGCAGAAAAGAAACCUUUCUCAAAUACAGAAAAGAUUAAGCUCAGGGGUAAACACAGCCAGGAUUUUAUUAAACGAAACAUUGAGUUGGCUAAGGAUUCAGGAAUGCCAGUGCUUAUGAUUGACAGAGAGAAGAAAAGGCUGACUGAACUUUUGAAGGACUUAGAUGACAAAGAUUCGGGGCUGUCCAGUCCUGAGGGCGAUCAGUCUGGCUGGCUGGUCCCAGGAGAAGGAUACACAUUUGCAGUCACCCAGCACCAGCAGCUUGCCGAAAUCGACACAAAGCUCCAGGAACUUUCUGCAGCCUCACCAACAACUUCCGACUUUUCUCCAAGACAUGGAAACCACAGCGAUCAGUAUCAGCAAUGGCAGCCGUUUGUCCCUGAUGCUGCCAUAUUCUUCCAGCUCUUUGAGUUUCACAUCAAGCAGUGA